GUUCCAGGAAUCCUUGCCAUAUCUGUGACUGUAAAUCCUGCUGCAGUAAGGUUGGAUGAAGAUGCAGUAAUGACGUGUACAUAUCCACUUGGAGAAUAUGUUUUUGGAAAUUUGGCCUGGUUCAAGUGUGAUGCAUAUGGUGUUAAACUUGGGGAUAGUAUUAUAUCUAAUAUAAGUCGGAGCCAAAAUACCAAUGGUAAUUACAGCCUCAGUGACAAUGGAAGCCUUAUUAUACAUAACGUUGAAGUGCAGGAUGCAGGUUACUACUUGUGUUGGAUACUUUAUAGUGGUAACACAGCUGAGGGAUACGCAUUAUUAACAGUCUACUAUCUUUCAUAUCCAACAUUAGUUACUAAAAAUCUGACGUUGAAGGAGGGUGAUGCUGCCACCUUUAUGUGCGUAUCAGAAGGAAACCCAGAACCCAGCAUCACAUGGUUGAAAGAUGACAAAGAUCUUAAUGUACCUUCUGAAACAUCAUUGGUGCUAAAUAUGGUGACUAAAAGUGAUGAGGGAAAUUAUAAAUGCAGAGCUGAAAAUAAUGUAUCAACUGGAGCUAAUGGAAAACUAAGUCGAGAGACUGCAACCCUAACAGUGAUAUCUAAUGAGAGUUCAAGCCCACCUAUAAUAAUUGGCAUUGUGAUUGGCCUUGUGGUACUGGUUGCUGCAAUAGUUGGUGGUUUCAGCUACAAAAAUGAUAAUCUCUGUUUCAGUAGAAAUGCAAAAAAAGCAAGUGGCGGUGGCUCAGAAAAUAUUGGUUUAAAUUCAAACUUUUCUGAUGUUGGCAUUAAUACCUAUGCACAAGUACAAAAACCAAAGCCAGUAAAAGCUACAAAGUCACAGCAUUCUGAACAAGCUGUAACCCAAACCAAACCCCCUGACAAACCACAGCGUGCACCCAGUAGAGACAGAGCUAAUGUAGAGCAGCUGACGUAUGCUGACCUUGAUCUUGUCAAGAGUGAAGGUAAAAUUAUCCAUACGGAUCCCGAGACUGAAUAUUCCAGUGUCAGGACUGAAAAACAACUGACUUACGCUGAUCUAGACCUCACCAAAGAUGUCAAUACUGGAAGCAAAGACAAAAUUAUCCGCACGCAGCCGGAGACUGAAUAUUCCAGCGUCAUGAUAACCAAAAAAUAAGAAAAAUAACCUGUCAAAAAGCCAGCAGUUAUAGCAGAAUAAAAUAAAUAAGUAUUGAAAUUAAUGUGAAAACUCAUUCCUGUAGGAAUUUUAGAUGUAGCAAUUUGGAUUACAGUAACUUUGAAUUCUUUUGAUAACAAUUAUUAGCAGAUUGCAAUUGUGAAUUACAUCAUUUUAAUUCUGAAGUAAACUUCAACAAACCGAAUGCUUUAAGCUUCUUGCUCUGCUUUUUGUUAUUUGUAUAUUAAAUAAUCUGUAUUUUUACGUUUGAUAAUAAUUAUUACUUUUGUAUUUGAUGAUACUCAGUGUUUUUGUAUUUGUUAAUAAUUAUAUCUUUGUAUUUUUUAAUAAUUAUUAUCUUUGUAUUUUAAUAUAUUCAAUGUUUUUGUAUUAUAAGUACAAGAUUAUUUUUCCAUUUAAGUACUUUGUAUUUUUGUAUUGACGUGUAUGAUUGUAUUGGGUUUUUUGUAUUGCUAUAUGUUAAUGUUAGUUAAUUUGAAAAAGAGCUAUGUGUGCCUGCAUUGCAAAGAUUUUGAUGGAUAUAUCUAUGCUGAAUUGAUUUUACUAAUUAUUCCAAUACAGUAUAUGUAAUUAACGAUUUUUAAAGAGUAAUUUUAUACAAUAUAUUUUUUGAUAAAAAAAAGCUUAAUAAAUAUUUUUGAUAGCAGAUAGCAUAUUUCAAUAAUUUAGAAAUUUUCUUAUGGUACAAUUUUAAUUAUGCCUAAAAGCCUACCAUUUAUUAAUAAGAAUAUUGGAAUAUUUACAUUCACAGAGAGGCGGACAGUGGGAUUUUUGUUUUUGACACUUCCAUUUCCCAAUUUCAUCAGUUUGAUCAAAAUAUUGUUAAAAUUUUCGGUCCCGCUUUUUUUUUUUUUAUAUUGGAUUCAACCAUCUUAGUGGCACAACAUGACAGGAUGAUGAAAUUUAAAAUAUUAGACCAAGAUAAUUCUCUCUUAAGAUUUUUUUUUUAUUAUUACCAUUGUAUAAUUAAUAACUUUUACAUGUUAUUUUCCAAGUUUUUAAAAAGAUUAUUGUGUUGGAUAGUAACUUUGAAACAUUUUCGAUAUAAGAAAUAUUAAACAUUUACACUUUGUUUUAAAAAUA
This is a messenger RNA of Anneissia japonica, 2238 nucleotides long. Its product is annotated as peroxidasin-like. The transcript is spliced from 8 exons. The record is from RefSeq and is a predicted model, not a curated record. Lineage: Eukaryota; Metazoa; Echinodermata; Crinoidea; Comatulida; Comatulidae. The coding region runs from base 70 to 1134 and encodes 354 amino acids.